UUUUCAAAAACGUUUUAAAGUAAUGGUAAGGAACUCCUAUAUAAGAAGUAGCAGCUCUACAAUCUUGGUAUCCACAAAAUACACAACUACUUUCCAUAAAUUCUCUUCAAUGGCAAAUGAAAUGAUAGCCACACAACCCAUCCCAAGAUUGGCAGGGAAGGUAGCAAUUAUUACAGGUGGAGCUAGAGGUAUAGGUGAGGCCAUUGCAAGACUGUUCGUUAAACAUGGAGCCAAAGUGGUGAUUGCGGACAUCUUGGAUGAUUUGGGUCAAAAAGUUUGUGAGAAUAUCGGCCAUGAAACGGCUUCUUUUGUGCACUGUGAUGUGUGCAUUGAAUCAGAUAUGGAAAAGGUUGUGAACUUCACCAUGGACAAAUAUGGUAAACUAGAUAUUAUGAUAAAUAAUGCUGCCAUUGCAGGUGCCCUAAAGUUUAGUAUCCUUGAUAACCAAGUAGCCGAUUUUGAACGAGUGAUGAGUGUCAAUGUAACCGGUGUGUUCUUGGGGACCAAACACGCUGCUCGUGUGAUGAUUCCGGCUCAUGGUGGGAGCAUAGUUACGAUUGGAAGUAUAGCUUCUAGUGUUGGAGGUAACACUUCUCAUGCAUAUGCUAGUUCCAAACAUGCUAUUGUUGGACUCACUAAGAAUGUUGCUGCUGAGCUUGGAGAGUUCGGGAUUCGUGUCAACUGCGUGUCGCCGCACUUGGUCGUUACACCGGCGACAGUGCCUAUUAUCGAGAAAUAUCCGGAUUUGUAUACGGAUGUGUACUCGAAUUUAAAAGGCGCCGUGCUUCGUGAAGAAGAUGUGGCAGAGGCGACCCUUUUUCUAGCUGGUGAUGAAUCUAAGUAUAUAAGUGGGCAUAACCUGGCUUUGGAUGGAGGGUUUAGUGUGAUCAAUCCAUCGUUUGGUCUUUUUUCGUCACGAUUUAGGGGCACUUAGGUCCGAGCUUGCUAGCUAAUUAAUCCAUGUAUUUGAAAAUACCUUGGAAGUGUAUGGUUGUUUUGAAUAAUGGGUGUGUUCUAGAUCUAUGUAAUAAAGUCCAACGAAUUGUUAUAAUAGGCAUUUACUAUAUAUUGAUAUAGAUAUAGAUUAUAGA
Messenger RNA from Helianthus annuus (common sunflower), 1091 nucleotides. RefSeq names its product zerumbone synthase. The record is from RefSeq and is a predicted model, not a curated record. Lineage: Eukaryota; Viridiplantae; Streptophyta; Magnoliopsida; Asterales; Asteraceae. The coding region runs from base 23 to 934 and encodes 303 amino acids. The transcript has 2 exons. Gene Ontology annotation, molecular function: oxidoreductase activity.